CCUUACCGCCCGACGAGAUCAGCGGCAAACAUUCCAGCUGCUGCCAUUACUCGGCUGAUUUGGUUGAUCAACUUGAAAAGCAUCGUAGACCUCGAUCAAUAUUGUUUGGUAGCUCUCGUUGACACUCUCUUACCGGAUACCAGCAGGUAGUCGACCACACAUUCGUUUUCCCCAUUGAAAGUCAACAUGAAAUAUUCCGAUCUCCUGAAGUUGUAUGUGCCGGUAGUGGCUGUCUCGGUAAACGGCGCCGCAGCUGAUACGAAGUAUUGCGGUGCGCCCAAUGCAUAUGAACUCAUCUCGGGGACGCCUUGGAUUGUGUACUCAAUGAACUACAACUACCAAUACAUCAACGGAUCCUGCUGCACAGCUUUCUCCACCAUAACCGGGUCGGGCGAUAAUCAAACGAUUGAUUGGAGCAGCAUCUGGGACAUCGACGAAUCAGUCAACACGAACGUAGUCAAGGGAUACUCUUUCAUUGGCUUGACGCAGAACCUAGAGACGAAGCUGAGUGCCAUUUUGAGUAUCCCGAGCACGUACGCUUGGACUGUUUCAAACACUACUGCCUACAAAGGCAACGUAGUAUACGACUUCAUGACCUCCGACACAAAAGGCGACUCCACAUCUAGCAAUGCACAAGAACUGAUGCUCUGGAUCGCCUAUGAGGGUGGCCAAGUGCCCAUCGGAUGGUCCGACGGUCCUGUCGCCACCAUCGACGGCCUUUUCGGCAAGGACGGGUGGGAAUUAUACCAGGGAGUCAACACGGAUACGGGCAUCACCGUAUCGUCGCUACUGGUACCGGAGAACGACCAGUUCAAGGGGAACUUUGAGGGCGAUAUCAAAGACUGGCUCUUGGCGCUCUCAAAGCAGGGCGUCUUCAGCACGACUACAUAUGUCAAUGUUGGGAAUGCGGGCAUAGAGCCGUACUGGGGUACGGUGAUGUUUGAUAAUAGUCUGGCUUUGCGGAUUGAUUUGUAGGCUGGUAGAUCGAAGGCCUUUUAGGUCACUGUAUUCAUAAGGCCUAGGGUUACACAGAACAGUGUGGGCAAUACAGGCAACAAUGUUGGUUGUAUUGGCGAUGAUGAUGGAACCAAGUCCCAAAGGCUGCAGCUACGGGAGGUAUAUCUAUGGGAAUUGGCCCAGGCGCUGCGCCCAGCAUAUAGGUGG
Pseudomassariella vexata is the source of this 1164-nucleotide messenger RNA. RefSeq names its product concanavalin A-like lectin/glucanase domain-containing protein. The transcript is spliced from 2 exons. Gene Ontology annotation, biological process: polysaccharide catabolic process. Gene Ontology annotation, molecular function: cellulase activity. The record is from RefSeq and is a predicted model, not a curated record. The coding region runs from base 187 to 975 and encodes 262 amino acids. NCBI's taxonomy places the organism in Eukaryota, Fungi, Ascomycota, Sordariomycetes, Amphisphaeriales, Pseudomassariaceae.